Molecule: messenger RNA, 4378 nt
Organism: Aspergillus fijiensis CBS 313.89
Lineage: Eukaryota; Fungi; Ascomycota; Eurotiomycetes; Eurotiales; Aspergillaceae
Product: vacuolar ATP synthase catalytic subunit A
Exons: 12
Coding region: 54-4172 (1372 amino acids)
Biological process (GO): proton transmembrane transport; ATP metabolic process
Cellular component (GO): fungal-type vacuole membrane; proton-transporting V-type ATPase, V1 domain
Molecular function (GO): ATP binding; GTP binding; proton-transporting ATPase activity, rotational mechanism
Source: RefSeq, a predicted model, not a curated record
AGAAAACGCCGAUUCAAUUGGAAAUAUUGUAGCAAUAAUUAACUUAUAGUCGGAUGUUAGGAUUAGGCGUGCCUCGACUUCGCACACGACCCUCGUUGCUGGAUCUGAUUGCCAGUCAAAAAACCGCAGUGUUGUCGGGAGUUGGUUCGAGGUCGUCAUCACCGCCUGAGCUAGAAGGCCAAAACCAGCAGUUGGAACUGCCACCGCUCCCCGUGUCGCCCACUUCAUCAUCCUGCAGCAGCGACAACAGCCUCUCCUCCCCUCUUUCUCCCAUCCACCGCCGCCCCUCUUCCUCCACUCCCUCCAUCCACGACCAUACUUCACACAAGAUGGCCCCAUCCGCUGCUGAUGGCGAGAACCAGCAUGGUUCCGUCUUCUCCGUCUCCGGACCCGUCGUCGUGGCCGAGCAUAUGAUCGGUUGUGCUAUGUACGAGUUGUGUCGAGUCGGUCAUGAUCUGCUUGUCGGAGAAGUCAUUCGUAUCGAUGGAGAUAAGGCCACCAUUCAGGUCUACGAGGAAACCGCUGGCUUGACGGUUGGCGACCCCGUUCAGCGUACAGGCAAGCCUCUUUCGGUUGAGCUCGGUCCCGGUUUGAUGGAAACGAUUUACGACGGUAUUCAGCGCCCCCUGAAGGAUAUCUCCGAACAGUCCAAGGGUAUCUACAUUCCCCGUGGUAUUGCAGUCAAUGCCUUGGAUCGUGAGAGGAAAUGGGACUUCAAGCCUGGGAAAUACAAGGUCGGCGAUCACAUCACUGGUGGUGACAUCUGGGGUACCGUUUUCGAGAACAGCUUGGUGAAUGACCACAAGAUCAUCCUUCCUCCCCGCGCGAGGGGUACUAUUACCAGAAUCGCCGAGGCUGGUAGCUACACAGUUGAUGAGAAACUUCUUGAAAUUGAGUUCAAUGGCGUGAAGACUGAGCACAGUAUGAUGCACACCUGGCCCGUCCGUGUGCCCAGACCUGUGAACGAGAAGCUGGCCUCCGACUCUCCGUUCAUUGUCGGCCAGCGAGUGUUGGACUCUCUUUUCCCCAGUGUCCAAGGUGGUACCGUCUGCAUUCCCGGCGCCUUCGGAUGCGGUAAGACUGUCAUUUCUCAGAGUGUGUCCAAGUUCUCCAACAGUGAUAUCAUCGUCUACGUCGGUUGCGGUGAGCGUGGUAAUGAGAUGGCUGAAGUGUUGAUGGAUUUCCCCGAGCUUUCCAUCGACAUCGACGGUCGCAAGGAGCCUAUCAUGAAGCGUACCUGCCUGAUCGCUAACACCUCCAACAUGCCUGUCGCCGCCCGUGAAGCCUCUAUCUACACCGGUAUUACGAUCGCCGAAUACUUCCGUGACCAAGGAAAGGACGUGGCUAUGAUGGCGGAUUCCAGUUCUCGCUGGGCCGAGGCUCUCCGUGAAAUCUCCGGUCGUCUGGGAGAGAUGCCUGCUGAUCAGGGUUUCCCCGCCUACCUUGGUGCUAAGCUUGCCUCCUUCUAUGAGCGUGCCGGAAGGAGUAUCGCCCUCGGAAGCCCCGAGAGAACCGGCAGUGUCAGUAUUGUCGGUGCCGUCAGCCCUCCAGGUGGUGAUUUCUCGGACCCUGUUACCAGCAGCACUCUCGGUAUCGUCCAGGUUUUCUGGGGUCUGGACAAGAAGCUGGCCCAGCGCAAGCACUUUCCUUCGAUCAAUACGUCGAUCUCCUACAGCAAGUAUACCACGGUUCUGGACCGGUACUACGAGAAGCACCACCCCGAGUUCCCUCGUCUGCGUGAUCAGAUUCGUGAGCUUUUGACCAAAUCGGAAGAUCUGGACCAGGUGGUGCAGUUGGUCGGUAAGGCGGCAUUGGGUGACUCGGAUAAGAUCACCCUGGAUGUGGCUGCCAUGGUCAAGGAUGAUUUCCUGCAACAGAACGGCUACAGUGACUACGAUCAGUUCUGUCCCCUGUGGAAGACUGAGUACAUGAUGAAAGCUUUCAUGGGCUACCAUGACGAAGCGCAGAAGGCCGUUGCCCAGGGUCAGAAUUGGGCCAAGGUUCGCGACGCCACGGGUGAUAUCCAGACCGCUCUGCGGAACAUGAAGUUCGAAGUGCCAGACAACGAGGCGGAGGUGUCUAACAAGAUUUUGAGCCCAUUUGAGAUAAAUGUCAACGAUCCCAGCUUGAUCUCCCUGGUCAAUAAGCUGCAGGAUGUCUUCGCUACUGUCGGAGUUCACAACCCCAUCGACCUGCCUCAAAUUGCCGUUGUCGGUUCGCAGUCUAGCGGAAAGAGUUCCGUCUUGGAGAAUAUUGUUGGCCGCGAUUUCCUGCCCCGUGGUUCCGGAAUUGUCACUCGCAGACCCCUCAUUCUGCAACUGAUCAACAAGCCCGCUGCCAACGCACAGACCAACGGUGUGAAGGAAGAAGAGUUGGAAGGCACGGAUAAGGAGGCAAACGUGGACGAGUACGGCGAGUUCCUGCACAUUCCCGGCCAAAAGUUCUACGACUUCAACAAGAUUCGCGAUGAAAUCGUGCGCGAAACCGAACAGAAAGUUGGCCGCAACGCCGGCAUCUCGCCCGCCCCGAUCAACCUCCGCAUCUACUCGCCCAACGUUCUGACGCUGACGCUGGUUGACUUGCCCGGUUUGACCAAGGUGCCGGUGGGUGAUCAGCCCAAGGACAUCGAAAAACAGAUUCGGGACAUGGUCAUGAAGUAUAUCAGCAAGCCCAAUGCUAUCAUCCUUGCUGUCACUUCCGCUAACCAGGAUUUGGCCAAUUCGGAUGGCUUGAAGCUGGCGCGCGAGGUGGAUCCCGAGGGUCAGCGUACCAUCGGUGUCUUGACCAAGGUGGAUCUGAUGGACGAGGGCACCGAUGUCGUGGAUAUUCUUGCAGGCAGGAUUAUCCCCUUGCGCCUGGGUUAUGUGCCGGUGGUCAACCGCGGUCAGCGCGAUAUUGAGAACAAGAAGCCCAUUGCGUAUGCGCUGGAGAACGAGAAGAACUUCUUCGAGAACCACAAGGCUUAUCGCAACAAGUCGUCAUACUGUGGAACGCCCUAUCUUGCCAGGAAGUUGAACUUGAUCCUCAUGAUGCACAUCAAGCAAACGCUUCCCGACAUCAAGGCCCGCAUCUCGUCCUCUCUUCAGAAAUACUCUUCCGAACUUUCGCAGCUUGGCGACUCGAUGCUCGGUAACAGCGCUAACAUCAUACUGAACAUUAUCACCGAGUUCAGCAAUGAGUACCGCACUGUGCUGGAGGGUAACAACACCGAACUUUCGAGUAUUGAGCUGUCCGGAGGUGCCCGUAUCAGCUUCGUGUUCCACGAGCUCUACUCGAACGGUGUCAAGGCAGUCGAUCCUUUUGAUCAGGUGAAGGACAUUGAUAUCCGUACUAUCCUCUACAACUCUUCCGGAUCGUCACCAGCUCUCUUCGUUGGCACGACCGCUUUCGAAUUGAUUGUGAAGCAACAGAUCAAGCGACUGGAGGAUCCUAGCUUGAAGUGUAUUUCCUUGGUGUACGACGAACUCGUCCGCAUUCUUGGUCAGCUUUUGAACAAGCAGCUCUUCCGGAGGUAUCCUAUGCUAAAGGAGAAGUUCCAUGCCGUGGUCAUUGGAUUCUUCAAGAAGUGCAUGGAGCCGACCAACAAACUGGUUCGGGAUCUUAUCGCCAUGGAGACGGUUUACAUCAAUACUGGACACCCCGACUUCCUCAACGGACACCGCGCCAUGGCUAUUGUCAACGAACGUCAACUUGGAAGCAAGCCGACGCAAGUAGACCCCAAGACCGGCAAGCCCCUCCCUCCGCGGGCCAACAGCCCUUCGGUCGAGACCCCUACCGACACCGGCAGCUCUGGGUUCUUCGGCAGCUUCUGGGCGUCGAAGAACAAGAAGAAGAUGGCUGCUAUGGAGCCGCCACCGCCCACUCUGAAGGCCUCUGCCGCCCUGUCCGAGCGGGAGAGCAGCGAAGUUGAAGUGAUCAAGCUGCUUAUCACAUCGUACUUCAACAUUGUCAAGCGCACCAUGAUCGAUAUGGUUCCCAAGGCCAUCAUGUACACCCUUGUCCAAUUCACCAAGGAUGAGAUGCAGCGCGAGCUCCUGGAGAUGAUGUACCGCAACAACGAGUUGGAUGAACUCCUCAAGGAGAGCGAUUACACCAUCCGCCGGCGGAAAGAGUGCCAGCAAAUGGUGGAGAGCCUAUCCCGCGCUAGCGAGAUUGUCAGCCAGGUUCAGUGAGUCCCAAAGUUGAAUGGUUGAUUUUACUUUUCAUACACCCGGUUGCUUUCUGUUGUCCUGGUAGCCAGUCUUUUUGGAGGGGCUCAGUCUCUUGCGGGGAGUUGAUGAUGCCUUAUGUUUAUAUUUUCUUCUGAUGCAAGAAUUCCACGGCCGCAUGGUGGAUGAACGGUUGCCAAGAUUUGACGAAUUUGUAUCGCCUAAUGACU